Molecule: messenger RNA, 717 nt
Organism: Aspergillus terreus NIH2624
Lineage: Eukaryota; Fungi; Ascomycota; Eurotiomycetes; Eurotiales; Aspergillaceae
Exons: 5
Coding region: 1-717 (238 amino acids)
Molecular function (GO): oxidoreductase activity, acting on the CH-OH group of donors, NAD or NADP as acceptor
Source: RefSeq, a predicted model, not a curated record
AUGUAUCAAGUAGCGAAGGGAUCGAUGUAUGGACUAUCCUCCAAUGGAAAGCACUCGAUUACUGUCCUGACAUCCAUCCAGGGAUUCAUCGACCAGUUCGCGAAGACGGGAGAGAAGAAGAUAGAUUAUGUCGUGGUCAAUGCUGGGAUUCUAAAGUAUCCAAAUAGCAACCGAGAUGUAUGUACAACAACCAAGGACCACAUAGACCGCCUUCAUAACUCCACCAGGACUUUCGAUCACUUCGCUCAACAUCUGCAUACCAACACCGUGGGCCCCAUCAUUGUCGCCCAGAAACUUCUCCAGAUGGCAGACGUCGCCGUCGGCACUAUUGCCUUCAUGUCGAGCGACUCCGGCUCCACGCGGCGUUUCCUCUCCUUUGAAGAUGGGUUCGCUGCAUACUCUGCUUCAAAAGCAGCACUCAACCAGGCAUUGCGCGUAGGAUGCCUCUCUCGUAAUACAUACCAAAUCCCUACUAACAACCCCUUGCAGCAUAUGGCGGAGGAGUUAAAGCGCAAGGGAAGCCAAACUAUUAUCCUCGCUCUGCAUCCAGGGGAGGUUGCCACAGACAUGGCAAACAUCGAUAUCACCUGGGAGAUUGACGGCGGCCAGAUCACUGCCGAAGAGUCCGUUAGAGCGUUGGUGAAUGUCAUUCAGAGCAAAACCAUCGAACAUACCGGGACAUUUUGGACUUGGCAGAAUGAAGAAUACCCAUGGUGA